AUUGGAUUCAACCAUCGUCGGCCUUGAUUUGCCAUGGGGCAAGGUGUGUCCGUCGGGCUGUCCGUGCCCUUGGCUGAAGAGCUCUUGUCGGAAUUGGCCCAGUACACCUUAGAGGCACCCGCGAGCUCAUGGGGAAGCCAGUCGACGGAGUCAUGCGCACGAUUCCGCUGGGCUGUGAACGUGGGCUGCUGGAUGCCAGAUGGUGGCUCACAUGGAGAAGAAUUCCGGCUCUUGUUGUCUUUGUUGCCCUUCGAAGAGCAGCAGGCGGUGAUGCAGUACCGGACCUUGCCAGAUCGCAAGCGCACGUUGGUUGGCCGCUUGCUGUCCCUAAGAGCGUGUGCACAGGCUUUGGGAGACCCAACCUAUGAUCACAUUCAAAUUGGCAGAACGAAGGGCAAAAAGCCCUUUUUGCACUCACCUCUGCCUGGCAGUUUGCCGAACUUCAACUUCAACAUCUCCCAUGAUGGCAACUGGGUCGUUUUGGCCUCCGAUUGCUUGUAUUUGGUGGGUGUUGACGUUUCUGCUCCUCAAAUUGAUCGUGGAGAGCCGGACGAUGAGACCUGGUUUCAGGACAUGACCUCUGUUUUGACUGAGACUGAGAGGGAGACCAUCAGGAGAGGCAAGACACACCAAGAGCGCUACGCGAUUUUCCAGAGGAUUUGGUCUGCCAAGGAAGCGGUGGCCAAGGCAGUUGGUCAAGGCCUGUCCUUCGGCCUGGAAAGGAUGGAGGUGUCCUUUCCAGAACUGGAGGAGGAGGGCAUCGGCAGUCUGGUCUGGUCAGCCAUGGGCUGGUCCAGGUCUGAGGAGCACCCGCCCAAACGAGGUCGGACACACUUCUCAUCCUUAUUGGCCAACUUGCAAGGUGGGGCUCGAGGGGAUCGGCAAAGCAAGAGGCUGGAGGAUGGCAGGGUUCUUCAAGGGAAGCCGUGCAAAGUAGAAUUGCAUAUCGACCACUGGCUGCGGACAGACUGGAUGGUGGAGCAACAGGAAUUCUCGGGUGGAUCCUGGGUGACCGUGGCGUUGGGUCCUGUGGAUGACGCUGUGGAUGCCGACGGGAACUUCAAAACGACAUUCCGCAUCCCUGGUUUGGGAGGUCCUGCAAGCGUGGAGGCGCUGGCAGCUAAAGGGCAGACAGAAGCUUCACAGAACUGGAUUCCCAAACCUUCAGGUUUUCACCAGCUCUCAGUGGAUGCACUGGCCCCUGAGAAGGUCCGAAAGGAGCUUACGGCGCUGAAAGCUCGCUCCUGGGCUGCAGCGGCUGGCGUGUGACUCAUGACUCCGUGUGACCCAAAAGCGCC
This is a messenger RNA of Durusdinium trenchii, 1298 nucleotides long. Lineage: Eukaryota; Dinophyceae; Suessiales; Symbiodiniaceae. The record is from the annotation of a GenBank genome assembly.